CCCCGGCGUUGCGUUCCCGGCGAUGAGCGCGGAGGCGGCGGACCGGGAGGCGGCCCGGUGCAGCCGCCCGUGCACCCCGCCGCAGACCUGCUGGUUCGAGUUCCUGCUCGACCCGUCGCUGCUCGACCGACAUCUGAGGAAGGCCUGUCCCGAUCCCGCACCGGUUCAGCUGAUCGUUCAGUUUUUGGAACAGGCAUCCAAACCGUCGGUCAAUGAACAAAAUCAGGUCCAGCCUCCAGUCGAUAACAAGAGAAAUCGUAUUUUAAAACUCCUCGCGCUGAAAGUUGCGGCGCAUUUGAAGUGGGACUUGGACGUGCUAGAAAAGAGUCUGUCCGUUCCUGUAUUGAACAUGCUGCUAAACGAGUUGCUGUGCAUCAGUAAAGUGCCUCCAGGGACAAAGCACGUAGACAUGGAUCUGUCUACUCUACCUCCAAACACUGCCAUGGCGAUCCUGCUCUACAAUAGAUGGGCAAUCAGGACAAUCGUUCAGAGUAGCUUUCCUGUUAAACAAGUGAAACCUGGUCCCCCUCAGCUGAGCGUUAUGAAUCAGAUGCAGCAGGAAAAGGAACUGACAGAAAAUAUUUUGAAAGUGCUCAAAGAACAGGCUGCUGAUUCUAUCUUGGUGCUAGAAGCAGCACUUAAAUUAGACAAGGAUCUGUAUGUGCACACAAUGAGGACUUUAGAUUUACUGGCCAUGGAACCAGGAAUGGUGAAUGGAGAAACCGAGAGUUCAACUGCUGGAUUGAAAGUCAGAAUGGAGGAAAUGCAGUGUCAGGUGUGCUACGAUUUGGGAGCAGUGUACUUCCAGCAGGGCUCUACAAACUCAGCUGCAUAUGAAAAUGCCAGGGAAAAAUUUUUCAGAACCAAAGAAUUAAUUUCCAAGCUCGGUUCAUUAUCACUUCACUGCAGUAUAGAUGAGAAUCGGUUAGCUGGCUAUUGUCAGGCUUGUGGGGUUCUUGCACCUUCUGCUGAUAAUACGGCACAACAAUCAACGCCAUACGGUCAAAUCCAUACCUGCAUGCGAUCCGGCAACUAUCAGGAAGUAAUAAAGAUUUUCCUCGAAGAUAAUCAAACCUUCAAUUUACCUGUUCAAUUCAGGCAGUCAGUUCUGAGAGAACUCUUCCAGAAAGCUCAACAGGGAAAUGAAGCGCUAGAUGAGAUCUGUUUUAAAGUCUGUGCUUGCAACACAGUCUGUGAUGUACUUGAGGGAAGAACAGUUAGUGUUCAUUUUAAUCAGCUAUUCCUUCAACCGAAUAAGGAGAAAAUUGAUUUCCUUCUUGAGGUAUGUUCCAGAUCAAUAAACUUAGAACAAGCUUCAGAAACUUUGAAAGGAAACAUGGCAGCAUUUCUGAAGAACCUGUGUUUGGGACUGGAAGAUCUGCAGUUUGUCUUCAUGAUUUCUUCUCACGAACUCUUCAUUUCGCUGCUGAAAGAUGAUGAGCGGAAGUUGCUUGUUGACCAGAUGAGGAAAAGGUGCCCUCGAAUAAAUCUGUGCACUAAACCUGUAACUUCCUUCUAUGAUAUUCCAGCGUCAGCAAGUGUCAACAUUGGCCAGCUGGAGCAUCAGCUUAUUUUAUCAGUGGAUCCUUGGAGAAUUCGCCAGAUUUUAAUUGAGCUGCACGGCAUGACCUCGGAACGCCAGUUCUGGACAGUUUCUAGUAAGUGGGAAGUGCCGGCAGUUUACAGUAAUGUCAUUUUAGGAAUCAAAGACAGUUUGACACGAGAUCUGGUUUACAUCCUUAUGGCAAAGGGCUUGCACUGCAGCAUUGUCAAGGACUUUAUCCACGCUAAACAGCUAUUUGCUGCUUGCCUGGAGCUGGUGACGGAAUUCUCUCCCAAGUUACGGCAGGUCAUGCUGAAUGAGAUGCUGCUGCUGGACAUUCACACCCAUGAAGCCGGACCGGGGCAAUCAGGGGACCGUCCUCCUUCUGACCUUAUCAGUAGAGUCCGAGGCUAUCUGGAAAUGAGGCUUCCCGAUAUUCCUCUCCGACAAGUUGUAGCAGAGGAGUGUGUUGCUUUCCUGUUAAAUUGGCGGGAAAAUGAAUACCUUACUCUGCAAGUUCCGGCAUUUUUGCUUCAGAGUAACCCCUAUGUGAAGCUGGGACAACUUUUGGCAGCUACUUGCAAAGAACUUCCAGGCCCUAAAGAAAGCAGACGAACAGCUAAGGAUCUCUGGGAAGUGGUUGUCCAGAUCUGCAGUGUGUCCAGCCAACACAAACGGGGAAAUGAUGGCAGAAUAAGCUUAAUAAAGCAGAGAGAUUCGACAUUGGGGAUUAUGUACAGGAGUGAGCUGCUCUCUUUCAUCAAAAAACUGCGGGAGCCAUUGGUUUUGACUACUAUAUUAUCUUUAUUUGUGAAACUGCACAAUGUACGGGAGGACAUCGUGAACGAUAUUACCGCAGAACACAUGUCUAUUUGGCCAUCCUCCAUUCCCAACCUUCAAGCCGUGGAUUUUGAAGCUGUUGCCAUUACUGUCAAAGAGCUAGUUCGGUAUGCACUUACUAUAAACGCCAACAACCACUCCUGGCUCAUUAUCCAGGCAGACAUUUAUUUUGCAACUAAUCAGUAUUCAGCAGCUCUUCACUAUUACCUUCAGGCAGGAGCCGUAUGUUCUGAUUUCUUCAAUAAGGCUGUGCCGCCGGAUGUAUACACAGACCAGGUCAUAAAACGGAUGAUAAAAUGUUGUUCUUUGCUCAACUGCCACACGCAGGUGGCAAUUUUAUGCCAGUUUCUCAGGGAAGUGGACUACAAAACAGCAUUUAAGUCACUGCAGGAACAAAACAGUCAUGAUGCCAUGGAUUCGUAUUACGACUACAUAUGGGAUGUUACCAUUUUGGAAUACUUAACAUAUCUUCACCAUAAAAGAGGAGAAACAGAUAAAAGACAGAUCGCGAUUAAGGCUAUAGGCCAGACCGAACUGAACGCAAGUAAUCCCGAGGAAGUGUUACAGCUUGCAGCACAGAGAAGAAAAAAGAAGUUCCUCCAAGCGAUGGCCAAGCUUUACUUCUGAGUUCCUAAUGAGGGAGUGUGACUCCUUUGACUGGAAAAUAUUUUAACUUUUUAUUUUUAAACAAUGUUAAAACAGUAUUAAGAUUAAAUUUAUACAUAUGUACAUA
Molecule: messenger RNA, 3116 nt
Organism: Tachyglossus aculeatus (Australian echidna)
Lineage: Eukaryota; Metazoa; Chordata; Mammalia; Monotremata; Tachyglossidae
Gene: INTS8
Product: integrator complex subunit 8
Exons: 27
Coding region: 23-3010 (995 amino acids)
Biological process (GO): snRNA 3'-end processing
Cellular component (GO): integrator complex
Source: RefSeq, a predicted model, not a curated record